AUGGCGGACGGCAUUGACAGACGCGCUGAUGACCGGAUGGAGUUCAACACCUCGAAGGAGGUCACGGUUGCUCCUACCUUCGAGGACAUGCACUUGAAGGAGAGCCUCCUUCGUGGUAUCUACGCCUAUGGAUACGAGUCUCCGUCGGCAGUUCAGUCCCGUGCCAUCGUCCAGAUCUGCAAAGGUCGCGAUACCAUUGCUCAGGCGCAAUCCGGUACCGGUAAGACCGCUACGUUCUCGAUCAGUAUCCUCCAGGUUAUCGAUACUGUUGUCCGGGAGUCUCAGGCGCUGGUCCUUUCCCCCACUCGCGAACUUGCCACCCAGAUCCAGUCGGUCAUCAUGGCUCUCGGUGAUUACAUGAACGUCCAAUGCCACGCUUGUAUCGGAGGUACGAAUAUCGGAGAGGACAUUAGGAAGCUUGAUUAUGGCCAGCAUGUGGUCUCGGGCACACCGGGCAGAGUCGCAGAUAUGAUCCGCAGACGCCACUUGCGCACCCGUCACAUCAAGAUGCUGGUUCUUGAUGAAGCCGACGAGCUUCUCAACCGUGGAUUCCGUGAACAGAUCUACGACGUCUACCGCUACCUCCCCCCUGCCACCCAGGUCGUCGUUGUUUCCGCCACCCUCCCGUACGAUGUGCUGGACAUGACCACCAAGUUCAUGACCGACCCUGUGCGCGUCCUGGUCAAGCGUGACGAGUUGACCCUCGAAGGAAUCAAGCAGUAUUUCAUUGCCGUUGAGAAGGAAGACUGGAAGUUCGACACCCUUUGCGAUCUUUACGAUACCUUGACCAUCACCCAGGCGGUCAUUUUCUGCAACACUCGCCGCAAGGUCGACUGGCUCACCGACAAGAUGCGCGAGGCCAACUUCACCGUGUCCAGCAUGCACGGUGAGAUGCCCCAGAAGGAGCGUGACAGUAUUAUGCAGGAUUUCCGCCAGGGCAACUCUCGUGUACUCAUCUCCACCGACGUCUGGGCACGUGGUAUCGACGUGCAGCAAGUGUCCCUGGUUAUCAACUACGACCUGCCCACCAACCGUGAAAACUACAUCCACCGUAUCGGCCGUAGUGGUCGUUUCGGACGUAAGGGUGUUGCCAUCAACUUUGUCACCAGCGAUGACGUGCGCAUUCUCCGUGAUAUCGAAUUGUACUAUUCCACUCAGAUCGACGAGAUGCCCAUGAAUGUUGCCGAUCUCUUGUCUUAA
Messenger RNA from Aspergillus sclerotioniger CBS 115572, 1200 nucleotides. RefSeq names its product ATP-dependent RNA helicase eIF4A. Gene Ontology annotation, molecular function: ATP binding; RNA helicase activity; mRNA binding. NCBI's taxonomy places the organism in Eukaryota, Fungi, Ascomycota, Eurotiomycetes, Eurotiales, Aspergillaceae. The coding region runs from base 1 to 1200 and encodes 399 amino acids. The transcript is spliced from 4 exons. The record is from RefSeq and is a predicted model, not a curated record. Gene Ontology annotation, cellular component: nucleolus; catalytic step 2 spliceosome.